UUUCUUUUUUUUUUUUGAAUUUCUUUUUCCAAUUUGGAUCAUCAGCUCACCGUUGACGUUGAACCGCACAACCACCACGACACCGCCGCUCAUCGCUCCCUAAUCUCCUCCUGCACCCCCUCCGCCACCUCUAACAUCUCCACAAUAGUCGCCGGACCAUUAUCCUGCCAAAGCCGAACAACCUCCCGCUGUAGCGCAGCCGUUUUCCUCUCCCGUCAGCCGUAGAGCAGAAGAAGAAGUCCGCCAUAUAAUAUUUCUCUUAGCUCCGGUUCAAUCAGCCUACAUUUUACCGAGUAAUUUUGUACCGUUUGUUAUUUCGACUAUCUGUGUUUAAUUUAGUGAAAAAAGAAGCUGAGUUUGGUAAGAAUAAUGUGGAAGAAUGUUUGUGUUCCUCAGGACAUGAAUUCAUUCGAUGAAUUUCAAGCCAAUUCUGGAGUUGAGUGUCCACAUAGCAAAAGCAGCUUGGUCUGCACGUUCUGGCUGAUUGUGAACAAUGCUUCAUCUUCGCUUGCCGAUAGGGACCAAAUUCCAAUCAACUCCAAAGCUGAAUCCAAGCUGAAUGAUCUCAUUAUGACAGUUCUGAUAAUGGCUCUGACUUGCUCUAGCAUUUUUCUUCUGCUCAUGUCUUCUUUGGUUUACUGUAGAUCAUUUGUUUCUCUUAAUGGCAUGGGCCGCAUGGAAAAGGGAAAGAGGCUAUCAGCUUAA
This is a messenger RNA of Striga asiatica, 705 nucleotides long. The record is from the annotation of a GenBank genome assembly. Lineage: Eukaryota; Viridiplantae; Streptophyta; Magnoliopsida; Lamiales; Orobanchaceae.